Molecule: messenger RNA, 14308 nt
Organism: Plectropomus leopardus (leopard coralgrouper)
Lineage: Eukaryota; Metazoa; Chordata; Actinopteri; Perciformes; Serranidae
Source: RefSeq, a predicted model, not a curated record
ACGAUAUGAUGUCUGUGGUUAGACCUAUUUUUAUUUUCCGCGAGCAGGAUGACUUUGUCUUUACUUAGAAUAGUUUCGUUUCCUCGGAGAGGCAGCGAGAAACGGUGCGUGACUGGUGAAAAUAUGCUGCCCUGCAAAGUUUCGUUUAAUGCAAAACAGCAUCUUAGGGGAAAACGAAAGAAAAAUGUUAGCGUUAGGGUUGGACAGCAGCAGCCUUUAUAACCAGCAGGACUGAUGCAGUAUCAUUCGUUUCUAGAGAAAACUUGGCCACAGCAGAACUGAUGCGACUCUUCACAGAUAUGACCGAGGUGUAUCAGGCCAGAAACUGUUAAAUACGGUGCUUUUUGGUGAAGGGGUCCAGUCUGGGAGGCUUAAAGUCCAGACAUGAAGGAUGAGUUCGAAGGCAAAGAAAAAAACUGGGACGUCCUUCGGAGCCACAGCACCUCCCUUCAUCGACUACCUGCAGGAUAUUCUACGUCGAUAUCCAGACGGUGGACAAAUUUUGAAGGAGCUGAUUCAAAAUGCAGAUGAUGCUCAAGCCACAGAUGUGGUUUUCAUCCAUGAUGAGAGAAGCUAUGGGACUGAGAGCCUUUGGACUGAUAAAUUGGAAGAAUACCAAGGUCCUGCUCUGUAUGCCUACAACAAUGCAGCGUUUGCUGAAGAAGACUGGGAAGGAAUUCAGAUGGCAGGGAGAAGUGUCAAGCGAAAUGACCCAAACAGAGUUGGGAGGUUUGGAAUCGGCUUCAACUCUGUUUACCACAUAACAGAUGUGCCAAGUAUAUUCAGUUCAGAGCAUCUUGGUUUGAUGGACCCCCAAGAAAAAAUAUUUGGAGAAAGACGGGGAGGUUUUCUGUGGUCUUUGGAUGAUGAAGAACAUCAGGAAGCUCUGAUGAAUAUGCAUGAUCAGUUCCAACCCUUUCGAGACAUAGUUUCACUUGUAAGCAGACAAGAAUGGUCAAAAGUCAUAAUGGAAGAUCAGCACUUUGAUGGGACAAUCUUCAGGUUCCCCUUGCGCAAAUCAGCAUCAGAUAUUUCAGACAACCUAUAUAACUCUGACAAAGUGGUCGACCUUUUUGAUAGCUUCAUUGCAGAUGCAGACUUGAGCCUUCUGUUCCUGAAAAAUGUGACCUCUGUUUCCUUGAUACAUAUCGAUGUACAUGGCACUGUUAACACCAGACUUGAAGUAAAAUCCUCAGUCCCCACAGAUGUCGUUCUGAAGUCAGAAUACGAUUCAGUCAUUGAGGGUUCAACAAGGUUCAAAUAUAUAGCCCUCAGCUCAGAAGACCACAAAGAAACAAAGUGGCUUGUGACAACGUGCACCAUGAAAGAAGGCAAUGUAGAAAGUCUUGACUCACUAGCAAAAAAGUUAAGCUUUUUCCCUCAAGUUGACUUGGCAUUCCCUUGUGGUGAGAAUACAGACUGUAGUGAGAGUAGACUGAGCUGCUUUCUCCCUCUCCCAAACAAUGAAUCCAACAAGACAGGACUCCCAGUCUAUGUCAAUGCAUGCUUUGGCCUCACAGACAACAGAAGACACAUCAAGUGGCAAGAGGAAGAUCAGAAACAUGACGAAAGUGCUGUGUGGAAUGAAUUGCUGAUAAAGGAGGUGCUCCCACAAGCAUACCUCAUGAUCAUUCAGGAUGCCAUCAAACUUGCCCAAAAAUCUGUUCUGCCUGUCUCUUCCGUGUACAAUCUGUGGCCAGACAUAGCCCAGAUAAGGCACAAAGACAAAUGGUAUGCCGUUGCUCUGGAUGUUCUUCAUCAAUUAUUCAGACAUAAUGUGGCUGUCCUCUCUCUUGCCAAAGAUGAAAAAGAGUUUAUCACUCCAUCAGAAGCUGUGUUACCCUGUAAUGGCCCAACAAGCCCUGACAUAUUGGCCGCCAUUAAAAGGACUUUGGUUUCCUGUGGAGAAAAUCUUGUAACUUUGCCAGGUCAUGUUGCAGAAGCUAUUAAUGAGGCCUACCCACAUCUCAACACCCUAAAACAUGUGACUCAAACUUUCCUAAGGGACAUUCUCCGCCGGAUUGGCGUGCACACUAUUUCUAAAGACGACAAACUCUGUCUUUUGGAGUAUGUUUUGAGUGAUGGAAACUACAAAGAACUCAAGGGUCUUCAGCUGCUUCCACUCAACGAUGGCUCUUUCAGAUUUUUCUCAGACAGAGAGGAGGACACUGCAUUGAUUGACAGCAAUGAAUUCCCAAGAGUCCUGCUGCCAUUCUGCAAACACUUUUUUAUCCCAGAUGAUCUCAGUCCAGUCUGCACUGCCCACCUGAAAGAACUUGGCAGAAAAAAUUUAUUCAAGGUCAUCAACAUUGACGCAAACCAGGUGGCUGAAUAUACGAGAAGAUAUUUACCACAGGACUGGAAGCAGAUGAGGACAGGACUUGUUAACUGGGACAUCAGCAGCAGUCAGCAUCCACCUUUAGACUGGCUCCAAAAAUUCUGGAAAUUUCUCAACACUCACUUCAAAGAGUUAAGUAAUUUCACUGGAAUGCCAUUAAUACCAGUCACUCCAUUGUCUGUCGGUCAGUCUGUGUCACUAGCAAGACUAGAACAGAACACAACUGUAAUUUUUUGGAAAAGCAGGCAGAUGAACUUGCCAGAACAAAUAGCUCAGUUGAUGAACAAAGUUGGUGCCACAGUGGUAAGAGGAAAUGAAUGGCUAAAACAUGAUGACCUAGACUCUUAUGUGCUGUGCCCAUCUCCAAGGAGUGUCUUGAAAGUCUUGGUGAAUUUAGACUCUGGGGAUCUCAUCAGAGAGCUCAAGACUGCCUCUCACAAUGCACGAGAAGAUCUGAAAGAGUACCUCUCUCAUCUUGAUUCUCUCUCAGUCACUGAGAAAGAUUUACUCUCCAUGUUGCCUCUGUUUCAAUCCAUGCAAGGACCUUGUGUUGCAGCUCAAUCAAAACAGGCUGUGCUUCUAAUUUCUGGUCUAACAGUACCAACGGAGUUCCCUAUGCCUGAUUCAGUUGUGCAGUGUGCAACGGAGGCUGAUCGCAGACUCCUGCAGCUGCUCAAAGUUAAUCUUUUGGACACCGCUGAAGCAGCCAGUCUCCUCAUUGACUGCAUUGAGAGGGGGGCAUGCAAAAAAGAAGACACCGAAAAAAUCAUGACAUGGAUUUUGCAGCAUGGUGGUAUACUUUUCUCUCAAAAUCAGACCUUGAAACGCAGAUGUAAGGUCUUGAACUUCAUUGAAGUAAAUGGAAAGCUUAAAAAGACCUCAAGCUUUUUUGAUCCACGAAUUGAAACCUUUAAAGUAAUUUUUGAGUCUGAUUUCUUCCCUCCACCUCUAUACACACACACAUCACAGAUGCUUCAAAGCCUAACAGAUCUUGGACUGCUAAAUAAAGAAGUAGAUGUGUCACCCAAGCACUUGUUGCAUGCUGCCACACUGAUUGACAAACUAAAAGUUGACUUUGAGGCCAUUAAUAGAGCUCAGGUGCUCAUGAAAAUCCUGGACACUAAUGAUCUACUCUCAAAGUUUUCUCACGAGCAGCUUCAUUGCCUCAAAAUGUUAAAAUGGGUCCCAUGUGCUAAACCUGGUGAUGACAAAGAACACUGCAAUACUGAAUCUCAGAUAAGUUGUUUCUUCUGCCCAGAUGAAAUAAGACAUUCUGACUACAAGGACAUUGUUGGGCAUGUGAUGCCUCUGGUGGGAAAAUUCAGUGACAGAGUUAGCAGCAAACUCGGUCUCAAACGCCUACCCCCACCUGAAAAAGUGAUGGAAAAUUUAUCAGUCUUGACAUUAAAAUCACAGAAAAUGUUGGAUCUUGACACUGAUGUGGAUUUCAAAAGGCAGUUGCAUAGUAUUUACAAACACAUGCAAGACCACAUCUCUGAAUUUUCAGGCAUGAUGAACAAGGAUACACCCUGGCUGUGGCGCUACAGCAAGUUUGUGUCACCACAGGAUCUGGUUCUGGACUACCCACGCAAUCUUGAUCUGAGCUCUUACAUUGGGAAAGUACCAAAUGAAUUUCUGCCAUACAAGAAGUUGCUCCAGGAGUUUGGCCUGAGAACUUUGCUUUCAGAUGAAGAAAUUGUUGGCAUUCUUCAUUCUAUCCAGCAAACCAUUGAAGGAAGGCAACAGCCAUUUGCGAGUUCCUCUGAGGUAAAAUUGUCAAUAGAAAUUCUCAACUGGCUGUGGAAAGAAAAGAAGACUGUUCAUGAUGACAUUCCAGUACCAGUCCUCAUAGCAGGUGAACAACAUACCCUUAAACCACUGUCAACAGCCGUGUUCUGUGAUGUGAGCAAAAAUGGGCUAAAAGAGCUUAAGUACUGCCUGGAUGAAAUUCAUGUUGUACACGAGGAAAUCCCAAAAGCAGCUGCUGAAUGGUUCAACAUCCGAUUUCUCAGUACCCACAUCCUUGAUCCAGAGUUAGUGGGAAUAGAACAGUGUGGACAAUCCGAACCGAUAACAACGAGGAUCAAGAACAUUCUUAAAGAGUAUGAUGAAGAAAGUGAUAUCUUUAAAGAGCUCAUUCAAAAUGCAGAGGAUGCUGGAGCAGAUGCCUGUAAAUUCUUGGUGGAUUUCAGAGUGCACAAAGACACCCCUGAGAGUCUCAUUGACCCUAACAUGACCCUUUGUCAGGGACCUUGCCUUUGGGCAUAUAAUAAUGAGCAGUUCACAGCUGAGGACUGGAAAAAUAUUGUCAGAGUUGGCUCUGCCUCAAAGGAAAAGAAGGUGGAAAAAAUUGGAAAGUUUGGACUUGGAUUCAAUACUGUGUAUCAUGUGACGGAUGUUCCAUCUAUCCUCAGUGGCAACAGUCUUCUCAUACUUGAUCCAAAUGUAACCCACCUGAAGAAGCUCAUCAAACAUGACACAAAUCCUGGAAUCAAGCUGGAUCUCUCUCAGCAACGACUUUUUCAUUGGUUUCCUGGUCAGUUUGGACCAUAUGAACACAUUUUUGAUUGUAAUUUCAGCAGGCAAAGUCCCCCUGAACCCUAUCCAGGCACUUUGAUCAAACUACCUUUCCGGACUGAAGAAGAGGCUCUCAAGUCAGAAAUAAGUGAAAAGGUAUAUAACAAACACAAUAUCAUCACUUUUCAACAACACUUGACAAAUGGUUCAAAAACCCACCUACUGUUUUUAAAGAACAUCAAUACAUUAUCUCUACAAAGUAUCUCAAACGAUGCAUCAACUCCACCAAGAGAUAACGAAAUAGAAAACAUCCUUACUGUGUCCAAAACAACUCUGAGUACCAUGAGGAUUCCUGAUGAAACCAAUGUGUCAAAGCAGCAUCAAGCUGAGAAAUCAUUGAUGAAACUUGAUGGAAAAUGCAAAGAGAUCAUUGACAGCUGCACAGUCAACAUUGUCCAAAUGACCAGUGAGCAAUCUGGUGGAACAGAAGUGCAGUCCUGGCUCCUGUACAACUGCUUUGGGACACAGCAGUCUUUGCAGAUGGCCCUCCAAGAAAAUAAGCAAGACAAGUUCUCUUUGCCCAUUGGGGGGAUUGCUGUGCCUUUGCAAAAAAAUCCAGAAACUGGGAGACUGGCCCCACUACAAACAGAUCUUGUUGGACAGGCAUUUUGCUUCCUUCCUCUUUCCAUUCACACAGGACUUCCAGUCAAUGUAAAUGGGACAUUUGCUGUGACAAGCAACCGAAAAGGUCUGUGGGAGAGUGGGGUGAAACAUCACUGGAACAAAGCUCUUCUACAGGAUCCUGUAGUGACAGCAUAUAUAACUGUACUUUUGGCACUAAAGAAAAUGUCUGAAAACAAGCAACUGGAAACUUACUAUUAUCACACAUUUUGGCCUGAUAGAGAAAAAGUGAGUGAAACUUUCAAGCCUUUGGUUGGUGCAUUGUACUCUGCCAUUGCUUUGAAUUCCACCGGCCCAGAGCUCUUUAGUGAUGGAGAAAACUGGUGCUCGUGGGACAGGGCCAUAUUUCUACAUGAGAGCAUUGAAGAGGAUAAAGACAUUAGUGAACUUGCUGUGCAGGUGUGCAAGAAACAUGUAAAGCCACCCAACCGUGUUGUUCCUCUUCCUGGGUGGUUGAGAAAUUGCUUCAAACAGUCUGGCCUCGAAAAAGUUUUACAAAACAGAACAUGGAACUGGGACAAGUUUUACCAGGAAGUAGUGUUCAACAACCUUGAUACCAUGGAUGCUAAGAGUAGAGAUACUCUUGUGAUGCAUGCUAUUGACCUUAAUAUGAAAGAAAUUGACGAACUACUGGUCUGCUUUCCAUGCAUCCCCACAAAAGGUGGACAACUUCAGCAUAUCAAGAAACUUGUGAAUCCAUCAGGCAGAGUGGCAUGUCUUUUUGAGCCAGAAGAAGGACGCUUACUUGGUGGUACCAAAAAUGACUUUUGCUCUCCUAAAAGGAUUCAACGCUUGUUGCAACUUGGAAUGGCAAAUGAUAAUCUCUCAUUGGAGAACAUCACAGAGAAAGCAGAAGAAAUUCCCAAAAUCUGGAACACUGACAAAAAGAAAGCAUAUGGGCAUUUGAAUUGCCUUCUUGAACUUAUGAAGCACCACAUGAAUGACAAAGACUCUUUCCACUGGGAAACACUGAGGAUGACUGAAUUUCUCCCAGCAUUUUCCCCCGGGGAUACCAAAAUGGAAAGAGAUGUGACACUUACAAGGCCCACUGAACUUUUUAGUGACAAAUGCUCUCCACUCAUCAACAUGACACAACAUGUGCUGGAUCAUACCAAUCUGAAAAUACACAAUACCGAUCCACUCCUGCAAAUUUUGGGUGUUCAUGACAGUCCAAGGCCUGAGCAAGUGCUUCAGCAGCUGCAAGAGGCAUGUGAGCAAUGUCAAUGCAUUGAUGGAUCCAUGCUUCACAAAAUAGCAUACGAAUGCUAUAAGUUUCUGAAUCAGUGGCUCUGUGAUUAUGGGGAUUUUGAUUUAAUUUUACAGAGGGCAAACUCAUUCCCAUUCAUUCUUGUUGACAGUGCAUUUGUAAGGGUUAAUUGUGUAGCUGAAAGUGAGCAAUUUGAAGCAAAACCCUAUCUCUAUGUACUUCCACCUGCCUUCACCGGUUUCGGGAGACUAUGGGAAUGUGUAGGUGUUACAAAAUGUUUUACAACCAGUCAGUUUCUAGCAGUCCUCCAGAAAUUGCACUCUAAACAUGGUAACAAGACCCUGCCAAAGAGUGACCUAUCAAUAUGCCUCAGAAUUUUAAAAGGAGGCAUAUAUGAGGCCAAAGAGAGAACAACAGGUGAUUGUCUGGUACCCAACGAACAUGGUGUUUUACAACCCACAAGUGAGAUGUUUUUCAAUGACAGCCCAUGGAUGCCAGUUGCUCAAGGUAUUACUUUAUGCCAUGAGAAUAUCCCACGUGUUAUGGCCCGCCACUUUGGAAUCAGAACUACCAGGCAUCAUACCCUGAAAAACUACGAAGUUGAGAGCCUUUCACCAUUUUCUUUUCAUUUUGAACAGCAGGAACAACUAACUGUUCGGAUUAAAAACAUAAUUUCUGCCUAUCCAGCAAAGAAGGAUAUCCUUAAAGAGCUUAUCCAAAAUGCUGAUGAUGCAGAGGCAACAGAAAUUCACUUUGUUUGGGACAAACGACAGCAUGGCAAAAAAAAAACAUUUGGGAAGAAAUGGAACCAACUGCAAGGUCCAGCACUGUGUGUGUUUAACAACAAAGUGUUUUCUGAUGCUGACCUGGCUGGCAUUCAGCAGUUGGGAGAAGGAGGAAAGCACAACUCUCCAGGAAAGAUUGGAAAAUACGGAGUAGGAUUUAACUCUGUCUACCAUCUGACUGACUGCCCUUCAAUCCUCACUGGAGAUGAACUACUCUGCAUUUCUGAUCCCAAUCAAAAAUACAUUGAAAGCUAUUCAGAAAAAUCACCAUCUGGCACUGGCUAUAAACUAGAUGAAACUUUCAGGAACAUGUACAUAGAAGUCUACAAUUCCUUUCUUCCAGACAAAUUUCCUCUUAAAGAGGGCACCAUGUUCAGAUUACCUCUAAGAACAGGUACCAUGGCAAACAGCUCUAAAAUAUCAGACCAGGGAGUCACUGACAAUGACAUGAGAGAACUAUGCUCUGCACUCUCUGAAGACCCUGAAGGAUUAAUUCUGUUUCUGAAAAACAUCUGCAAAAUAAAAGUUCAUGAAAUCAAUGAAGAUUCAAAGAAACUCGAAACCAUUUUUGUGGUUGACAAAAGUGUGCCACAAAAGGACAGAGAAAGAAAAGAUGCUUUUGUUGAACUUCGACAAAAUGCCCUGCAAUCUGACAAGCCAAUAAUGCCAGAAAAGGCCAUUUAUGGAACCACAAUUUCAACCUCCAAUAACAGACAAACUAAAUGGAUCAUUGCAGAACAGUUUGGCUCUUUCAAAAACAGUGGUGACAGUGAACUAACACUAUCAGACAAACAUCCUCAAGCAGCAAUAGCAGCACGUGUGGGUGCGAAGAUCAGCAAGACUUCUGAUCUAGCACAAUCUAGCCCCUUGGAUUUCAAUGGAGAGGCCUUUUGUUCACUACCUUUGCCAGGGAGAACUGGACUGCCAGUGCAUGUCAAUGCAAACUUUGAGGUAGAUUCUGCCAGGAGAGGCCUUUGGAAAGAAGAUGGGAAAAGUCACAAAUCUAGCUGGAAUGAGUCUUUGACACAGCAAGUCAUUGCUCCACUGUAUGCUGAUCUCCUUCAUUACAUCAGAAGUAACUUUCCAAAAAUUAAAGUCUUCUCUGCAGAUAUUAAGUUAUGCUUCAAAAGGGAAUACUUGUGUUUUUGGCCAACUGUCUCCAAAGAUGUUGGUCAGGAAUGGCAUGACAUGAUACAUGAGGUAUACAGAUCAAUCAAAGAAAGAGGCCUUGAUGUGAUUCCAGUAAUGAGGAGUUCAACGCGAAUAAUUGCAAAACAAGAGGUUAAGGAGUACUCUUUUGACUGGUGUGACAUCAGAGAAACUGAAAGGACGAAGGCACCUUACCUGACACACUCAGUAAGAGAUGAGAUUAAUCCCAUUUUGGAAGAUCUUGGAAUGGCAUUGGUUCCGUAUUCCAUGCAAAUGCAAAAGGUUUGGCAAAGUUUCCGAUCAGCUGGAGUCGAAGUGAAAGAUGUGAACCCCUCAACUGUGCGAAAAUUCCUGAGAGAAAAACCUCUCAAUGAUCCAACCCAAACCAAUGAGGAUUUACCACUGCCCAUAACUGCUACUCUAAUCAGAGAUGAGACAAGAUGUUCAAAGCUCUUGAGUUUCUGCUUAGAAGAUGUAAGCUUGAAAAAGAUAGACUCUGAUUUAUUCAAUGGACUUCCACUUCUUCUCACAAGUGAUCAAGUUCUGAGAGUGUUUGACUCCAAAACUCCUAAGCUGAUAUCAAAAUAUCACAGUCUGUUCUUUGACUAUCAGGACCAGUUUGCCGACCAUAAAACCAAUGGACCCCAUGUUGCUGUUCUGCAAACUUUGAACCUUGUCAACACUCUGACUGUUACCUGUGCAAUGAAAUAUCUGAAACCGUUAAUUCAGCAACUUCAUCAGAGCUGUGCAGUUGAUCCACACAGUGGUCUUCAUGUCCCAGAUGAGUCAGCGUUGAAGUGGUUGAAAUUACUGUGGAUGUUCUUAACAAGUGAAAUUAAACGUGCAACAUCUAGCAGUGAUGCAAAAAGCCUGACAUUAAGUGAUGUGAGGCAGCUGUUCAGUGACUGCUGCAUUUUACCUGUUGUGUGUCCAAGGCUGAAGAACAAGCGCUUCCUACAAACAAUGAAAGACAUGCAAAGUGUGAUUCAGUUUGCCUCGGACAUGGACAUAUCAGACAUCCUCUUUAAACUUGGUUUCAUGAAGCUUGACAAUGUAUUUUUUGAGAAGAUACAUGUGGACAUACAAGAUCGUUUACUUCUAUACCCUGAACUCAUGGAUGUGAAUGAUAAAAGCUGUGUGUUGAACCAGGUCUUCAACAUUAACCAAUCAGAGUUUUCCCAACUCUCUACUAAUGAGAUGAAAGAGCUGCAGUGUUUCCUGCAGUCUGGAGUAUCCAAGUCCAAAGACAAACAAGAGUAUCAGAGAAAGCUCAAAUGCUUGCCAUUAUUUGAAACAAUACAUGGUAACCGAGUGAGGAUUGACGCACCUAAAGAAGUAUUCAUCCUCAACAGCACAUAUUCAAAGACAUUUCCAGAUUUGUUCAACCUCCCAGACAGCAACAACAUUUUUCUCCAAAACAGUCCAGAGAACUGCAGUCUCUCUGAAACAUUGAACAUCCAAACCCUGACUGAUGUGGACUAUUUCAUGAAGUUUAUUCUGCCCGUUGUACACACACUCACAGAGAUGCAGAUGCUUCACUGCCUCAAACUGUUAUUGUCACCACAAUUCACAUAUUCUCAGUACAAGGACAACAUCAUAUCCUCAAUGAGGACAGUGAAAUUGAUUCGCAGUUCUAAAGGCAGAUUGGAGACAGCAUCGUACUACUUUGAUAGGAGUGUGGAGCUAUACAAGAAAAUGUUGCCCCUGGAGAGAUUUGUGCCUGAGAAAUUUUGGACUGAGUUGUGUGAAGGACAUUUACAAGCAACAAUACAACCAGAAAAGUUACUCAGAGAACUUGGAAUGAAGCAUGUUGUGUCAGAAGAUGACAUAAUAAAUUUUGCAUACCAGUUAGAAUCUGAAGCAAAAGGAAACAGUCCCCUGAAAGAGUUGAAGCAGAAAUCAUCAUUACUUCUCGAAGCAGCCUUGACUACAGUGAGUAAUGGCAAAAACAAAGAUGGAAAGUUACUGCAGAGCAUAGCUGACAUCAAGUUCAUCUUCCCUGUGAAAAUUCGUAAAGAACUGUGCGACUACCACCAACCAUUUGCUGCUGAGAAUACUGCUGUUAAAAUCAGAGGAUCUUUGAUGGAAAGUGGUCCUGAGCAUCAAGAACUGAUUUGGUCUUCAAUGCCAAUUAUACAUCUACGGGCUUAUAGGUCACAGCAGCUCCUAAAAAUGAUGAAAAAUGCUGGAGCGCACGAACAUCCACCUUCACACUGCGUAACCAGUAACUUGAGCAACAUCUGUCAGUCACCCUGUAAAACUGGCCAGUUGAUCCAAACCCGUGCUAACGUGUUUCGAAGUGCAUAUAAAUACCUUCAAGCAAACGGGUUUGAAGGCCAGCAGUUGGCUGGUCUUCCUGUUGUGUUGGUUGAAAAAGACAAAGAACUUGUCAAGACUGAAGAUGCGUGUUUUUCACUCCCCCGUGGCUGUGAGUUCAGACCGUAUUUGUACAACAUUUCUUCAAAGGAUCUCAUGUUCGAAGACUUCUUCCGGAAAAUUGGUGUAAAGGACGAACCUACUGCAGUGCAGUACUGUAAUGUUCUGGCAGCAGUUUAUGCUGAUUCCUCUGAUAGACCACAGCUAAACCCAAACCAACAGAAAACCGUGAAACGUGCUGUUGAGCAGUUAUUCAAGAUAAUCAGAACACAAGGAAACCAGUUUUCUGUUGAUGAUGUGAAGACUUUGUAUCUUCCUGCAGUAGAUGGUAAAUUAUAUCCAUCAUGUACGCUCUACUACAAUGAUACAGGGUUUGAGACCAAAAGGUUGGAAAAGGCGCUGGAGAAUAAGUUCCUGUUGCUUGAGAAACUCAGUGAAUGUCAUUUAGGCAGUGAUGUCUAUCUGCAUCAUCAGUUGUUGCAAUUGCUGCCUCAGAAAUUUGCGCCUAAAAUGCUAUCUCAGUUCACAGAGGAGAAAGUAGUUGAAUUACACAUGCAGCUUUGUGAGUUUGAGGACGACUGUGAAUUUAGUGGACUGUUUGGGAAACAUCUGUCCUCAGCAGCAUUUACACAUGGACUCAUUUGUCUCAUCAGAGAGCAGUCUCAGGGAGAAAUAACACAAGAAGAUGCUAUUGAAAUGUGCAAGAAUACUUUUGGCAGUAUUCAGAUUGUCUGCUGCAAAAGUCUGACAACAGAAAUUUGGGUCAAUAAACAGCCACUACACAGAACUGCCACUGAAACCAAUGUUUUUGUCAAACAAGGGCAACAAGGUUGCAUCUUUUACCUGAAACACAAUGAUAACAUGGUUUACAAGGUGAUUAAUGACAUCAACAUGACAUUAACAAAGGAGAUUAAUGCUCUUUUAGGCAACAGACUGGAAUCAGUUCACCUCCUAGUCCUUGGACAACUUCUGACGUGUGAUAGCAUGCAAGAUGUUCUGGAAAUUCUGGGGAAAAAUGGGAUCCGUGACAGUGCUGAAACUGAAAGCUUAUUCCUCAGUCCACCAGCUCCUGGAACAGAAAUUCCAAAGGAAUGGCAUGAUUCCUUAAACCAGGACAUCCUUAAUAACUUUGAAGAGGGUGAAUAUGUUGGCUACAGCACUGACAAUAAGUACUAUAUUUAUGCAGUUAUUGUUGAAGAACUGCCUGGACACUCUGGACCGUAUUCAGUGAGAUACAAAAUAGAAAUUGGACAAGAAGAGCUAAUUGAAGUCAGUUGUCUUGACCUUUUUCAGUUUAAAAGACAGAAGAGGCAAGAACCCGGAGGGAGGACUAGCACAUCUGCUGAAGCUCCUUGCAUGGAGCUGGUGCCACUAGCAGGAUCUGUGCCACAUUCUUCCCAAUCAUCUGCUACAAGUUCCUCAUCUAAGAGAUCCUCACCAGCCUCUAUUGACGAAGCUAAAAGGGAAAUUGACAAAUGUUUGUCAGAGAUCUGGACUCUUCCCAAGGAGGAGAGGCACAAAGCCAUCAAACGACUGUACCUUAGAUGGCAUCCUGACAAAAACCCAGACUGCCCACUACUGGCCACUGAGGCAUUCAAAUACUUGCAGAAUCGAAUUGAUGAACUCAGCAGAGGCAAAGGCAAAAGCACAAGAACAGGCACAGGCGGAACUGCAGGCUCGUCCUAUUCAAGUGGAAACUCAAAUUUCAGCAACUUCUAUCAGCAAUGGGAUCAGGAGGCCAGGCAUCACAGAGAUGGGAGAGAGAGAUUCUUUAGGAGAAACCGCUCCUACAACUUUUGGACCCAUAAUGAAAAUGUUCCAAGGCCAAACAAAGAGGAGGCCCAACGCUGGUGUAGGCAAGCUCGCUGUGAUCUCAACGCAGCUUACCAAGAUGUUGGUACGGCCAGCACAGAGUGGUGUCUGUUCAAAAUCCAUCAAGCAGUGGAAAAGUCUCUCAUAGCUGCAAAGUAUAAAAGAAAUGGUGAAGGUCCCACCGGCACCUCUAUUUCAGGCCUUGCUUCACAAGUUUACCUCUACAGCCCUCAACUGAGAGAUCUGCCUCAAAUUGUGGCGGAUCUGAAGAUACUGGGAGUGGAUGCCAAAAAGACUCAGUAUCCAGAUUGCCAUCCACUGCCACAUAUUCCAAACGAACAGUUCAAAUCAGAGAAUGAAAUGUUAGCAUUGGACAAGGCAUCUGAGCUUCUCCUAAAAGUAGAAGCAUAUGUAAAUUAGGGAUUGAAGAACAACAGACAUGCCAUGGUUGCAGAGUCAAUUUAAGAAUUUUUGACAUGUUAAAAAUACUUUUAGUCAUAUUUUGAAAUAUUACAUUAAAAAUAAUAACAGUAUCACUUCUUUAACAGGACAGACAUUAGCAUGAUAUGUCUAGCCUAUUUUAUGAGUCAUUGCUGAAGACUAAUAUGAAUUUUACUAUAUAUUAUGAAAAUGUAAAUAUCAAAGAUUUUUGUGCAUUGUUGUCGACAUUUAUGAAAACUCACGGUUAAUGAGACUACUUUUUUGUUGAGAAAAUUUAUAAGCAAUGUCAUUUCUGUAUUACUUUGUCAUGAAAAUAUAAAUAUUAGUGGAUUUUUUAGUUGCAAUGUUUUAAAUAUUUAUAAUUGUUUACUGAGGACAACAUGAUCUAGAACUUAUUCUCUAAAUGAAACAGGAAUAUUUUGUUUGUUUUUCACAACAGUGUAAACAUUUAUGGCCAUCUAUAAGUCACUAAUAUAAAUUUUAUAUUAAUUUGUUAUGACAAGGCAAAUAAUAUUAUAAAAGUUUCAAUGUUAUAUUCAAUAAGGGCAAUUUAAUCUGAAUAGAAUUUAUUGUAAAAAAUGAUGAGAAAUGAACAGAUUUGUAUUUUCAAUAUUGUAAACAUGUAUCACUACUCACUAAUGACCAAUAUAGUCACUGUAUUACUUUAUUAUGAAAAUGCAACUUACGUUUUGUUGUUGCUGUUAUUUUGCAACGUUGUAAACAUUUAUAACCACACAUUGAGCAGCCAUUUUCUGUAUUACUUUGUUAGAAAAACACAAAUGAGAGAGUUUUUUUAAACAAUUUUUUAAAUGUACAAUUACUCACUGAGGACCAGUAUGAUUUCUGUAUGACUUUGUUCCCCGCUGGUUUAAAAGCAUCUUUGCAAAGAAAUGAAGGUGAAGGUAGCCAGCUGGCUGACACUGCUAUAUUUACAGAUAAGUUUAUGAAAGUGUAUUUUCUUAAAUUCUUUUUUCCAGGAAAAAUAAAAUGUUAUGUUUGUUA